Messenger RNA from Daphnia pulicaria, 2919 nucleotides. RefSeq lists its product as uncharacterized. Lineage: Eukaryota; Metazoa; Arthropoda; Branchiopoda; Diplostraca; Daphniidae. The record is from RefSeq and is a predicted model, not a curated record. The transcript is spliced from 4 exons. The coding region runs from base 708 to 2741 and encodes 677 amino acids.
ACGCCGGUGACGGGUAAAAAGUAAAAGUACCGGUAGCUUUGAUGACCACCGUGAUGGAGUUGGUUGGCGAUUCCGGCGAGGCGGAAUGAGACGGAUCGAUCAAAGCGUAAGGAGGCGGCCGCUGCCUCCUCUGUUUUCUUUCCACAGUAAUAUUUUCCACUGUUUCUCGUGGGAACGAUUACGUAUCGAUAGCAAUGCAUUGCAAAUGCAAACAAUCGAUAAAAGCCGUUCUGCUUUCGUUAUAUUUCUUUGGAAGUAAUUGUCGCAUGCGGAAAAAUGCCAAGCUGAAAGUUCACAUUUUAACUGUAUUAUGGCCUACAAUCUGCCUGUUUAACGAUAAAAAAAGUCAAGUCAUCGUAGGCUAAUCCCAGGUAAAACGAUACUAAGUAAACUUGUCAUUUAAAAUGUUUGGAAGAAAAAGAGACUCAGAUGAGAGAAGAGCUUUAGACUUUAUAUAAGCGCCAUAGUAUACAUAAUACUACCAAUACUACCUAGUAAUCAUUAUACCCCCAAGCAACGAAACUUAGCGGAUAAGGAAUACUAAUUCCACGCAAAAAAUCACCGCAACUUCCUUUCGAAAGUUACCAAACAAAGAAAGGGGCCGUCUUGAACGCCCAGCAGAAAGUUUUUGUUUGAUGCAAACGCAGCGCGAAUGACUAUCAUGGCUUCUGUCUAACCUUCACGAAUUGGCUUUCAAACCCGAUAGGAUGUGCAAGUCGGCUCAAAGAAAUGGACUGUUGUUAGUUUCCUUGUUGUUUUCUAUCCCAAUUUUAGCCGCAAGUGAACAUCGGAAUCACGGAUCAGACUAUCAAAUUACCGGCUUAAUAAAAUUCCUGCUCAACAUUCCGUACAGACCGUGGCAAAAUCUGCAGGACAAAAAGCAAUUGAAUUCAAAGAAAUCGAUUGAAGACUACAGGGAAACAACAGACUUGUCUACACUAGCAGAACAGAAGAGGUCAAACAACUUUGAAUUACCAAGCAGAACUAUUGAAAGCUCAAUAGUUAAAAAUGAAAAUUUACACGUAACACAUUUAUCAUCCUUUGUACGGAAGAACGGACAAGAAAACGGUUGCGCAUGCACACCAGAAUUAGUUUGGGGUUGUAAUUGUGUGAUUACUUGUUCGGCAGUGGGAGUUCAAUGUGGACAAACUUGUACUCACGUUACCGUUUACACCGCUGAGUAUUUAAAAGGACCUGCAUAUGAACCUCCAUCUUUGUCAACAAGUGUAACAAUUUACAACAAAAAUUGCAACGGCAAUUGCUUGACGAAAAAUACGACCACCGAUGUGACCACGGAUAACGCUAUCUAUGUGACCAUCAACGUGACCAGCGAAGUAACUGUGACAGUCAAUGUGCCCAGCGAUGUGACAGUCAAUGUGCCCAGCGAUGUGACAGUCAAUGUGCCCAGCAAUGUGCCCAGCGAUGUGACAGUCAAUGUGCCCAGCGAUGUGACAGUCAAUGUGCCCAGCGAUGUGACCAGCGAUGUGAACAACGACAGCAAUUAUGUGAGCAAUUAUGUACCUCUUGUAGCUGCAGUAGUAGGUGGUAUGGUAGCAAUAGCUCUAGCUGUUGCAAUUCCGCUAGGAAUUAAUCCACCGCCGGUUGAAAGUAAUCCACCCGAACCGAUCGCCGACUUUUCGGUUAUCGAAGAUAAAACGGAUAAGAUUCCUUUCAACAGACAGCCAUUUUUUGAAAACUUUGAAGACUUUCCUCCGGACGGAUGUGGAAAUAAUUUCGGGCGGAUGGAAAUUGGGAAUUCGAAUAGGAAUUUGGAUCGGAAUAGACCCAGUGAAGGAAAUUGCCAGCCGCUUAUGAGAAGAGGAAAUUGCCGCAGUCCACAAGAUUGGGUCACCGUAAAUCCCACUACAUUGAAGGGAAGUUGCACUCCACGUCUUUGCGGUCGAGGACGAGUGUUCGUCGGUCGUGAUGGACUUUGUCACGAUAUUUACGAUCCAGGCGAGUGCCAAGGUGGCCGGCGACUUUAUUAUUCUCCUUUUGGAGAUCCCAUCUGCGAUUGUCCAAUCGGAGAAUAUCCUUUUCCGAACGCCGAAAACAAUUGCGUUGCACUUUUCACCCGAGGACCCUGCAGAGAUGGGAGUAUAGUGGGCAUUAGUUCACAGAGUCAAUUGGAGUGCAUGCCAUCCAAAUGUCAAUCAACCAACGUUGGAGAUAAACCUCUACAGUUACUGCCAGCCGAGGAUGGACAAUGCUACGCUCUAGGAACACAGGGUCCCUGUUCACCUCCCUCUUUGUUGGGUUAUGACAUCUUCAAACGCCAAAUGGAGUGUGUCAAUGUUCAAAAUGAUACCUCGCCCUAUUUCACUUCUCCUGAAGAAGAGGCACUGGUCGAUAGCAUCUACAACCAGCGCUCUCCGGACUUUGACGACUUCCGAAUUUCAAUGGUCUUUAAAAGUCCAGUAGGAACCAACGACAUCGGCCAGCGUAGACAAGGUGCUACCACUGGUGGAAUAUUUCAAUUCCCUAGCUUUUCACCGGAAGCACUAUUAAAUCCUUGUCGACCUGGAGCUCGGCGGGAGAUGAAUUAUAAAUGCACGAGUCCAUUAGUACCCAAGUCGAGAACAAAGAGGGAAACGUUGCAAGCUGUUCGGCCGGCAUUUCAGUGUACGCCAGAUAAAAAUUUGCAAGCAACGGGCAGGUGCGUGACCGAUAAUCGCAGCACGAAUUGUGGACCAUCUUUUCGGUUCAACCCUGCUACUGGACAAUGCCGAAGUAUAUUCUAACGUAAGCGGAAUGCGGCUAGCCUCUAUCCAAACAGAUGUGAUUCAAACGCUGAGAGAAGAUAAGAAUUCUUGGCAGACAGAUUCUUGAAUUAAAAUUUAAAAUAAAAAAAAAAUUAAUUCCUUGAUCGACCUUAACAUCUAAGUUUUACCUUGCUUCUCAAUGACCGACGAUGAUGAU